Molecule: messenger RNA, 1068 nt
Organism: Zasmidium cellare ATCC 36951
Lineage: Eukaryota; Fungi; Ascomycota; Dothideomycetes; Mycosphaerellales; Mycosphaerellaceae
Exons: 3
Coding region: 1-1068 (355 amino acids)
Biological process (GO): transmembrane transport
Molecular function (GO): transmembrane transporter activity
Source: RefSeq, a predicted model, not a curated record
AUGCCAGUGCCAGACGACCACCGCCAGCAACCCAAAACCACCGCCGCCCACGAUGCCUCCUCUUCUUCCUCACCCUCGUCGAACCGCACCGGCUCCAUCUUCCACUUCCAAGCCAGCAAAGACGUAAAAGCCUUUGCCAAAAAAUACCGCACCGAAAUCUCCGCCUCGUCCUCCUCCGUCCUCUCCACCUUCCUCGCCUUUCCCCUGGACUUUGCCAAAUCUCGCAUGCAGAGCUAUGAGACGGGCUUCGUGCAUACCAUCAAAGAUGCGUACAAAGUGGAAGGACUGCGGGCGUUUUGGCGCGGCGUGUUACCCCCAAUGCUCAGCGUGACGUUGGUGCGGACCAUCUCGUUCAGUCUGUACCAGAGGACGAAAUACGCGCUGGACAAGACGUUCACGCAGAUGACGGGCCAGAGUCCGCUUGUCAUUGCCAAUGCGCCGGGCAGUUAUCCGACAUUCAGCACCGUGGCCUGCUUUGGGUUGAGUGGGGCGGUGGCAGGGGCUGUCAUCACGACCAUAUCAUGUCCCUUCGAAUUGACGAAGCUGAACGAGCAGCUCGCAGGGAAAGUAGCAAGAGAAGCAGCAUUGAGGAAUUCGAGCAAAUACAACCCAGCAGCCGACCUCAAGAGUGGAGGGUCAAUGGCCACGGCUAGGAGACUCGUGAGGGAUCGAGGCCUGCAGGGAUUGUAUGCUGGAUAUAGACUGCAUUUGCUGAGGGAUACCAUCGGCACAUCCAUCUACUUCAUCACGUACGAGAGCGCGAAGCAGCUGAUGGGGAAUGCGAGGGGCAAGAGCUCGACGAGUCCGUACGCGGUGGUGGUGGCGGGUGGGUUGUGUGGGAUUGUCAGUUGGGCUUGCAUCUACCCAGUUGACGUCGCCAAGACUGUCUACCAGAAAAAACUCCUCGCUGCGGGACCACAUGCAGCUUCGAGACCGGACAUCGAGUUCUUCAAAUCAACAUCGUAUAGAGGCCUAGGCGUUUCGGUGAUUCGAUCGUGCAUCAUCAACAUGAUUUUCUUCAGCAACUUUGAGCUCAUGAAGAAGCGCAUCAAUGCAUUGGAGGUGUGA